This is a messenger RNA of Nanorana parkeri, 1761 nucleotides long. RefSeq names its product katanin catalytic subunit A1 (gene KATNA1). The record is from RefSeq and is a predicted model, not a curated record. NCBI's taxonomy places the organism in Eukaryota, Metazoa, Chordata, Amphibia, Anura, Dicroglossidae. The transcript is spliced from 11 exons. Gene Ontology annotation, cellular component: microtubule cytoskeleton. The coding region runs from base 180 to 1646 and encodes 488 amino acids. Gene Ontology annotation, molecular function: ATP binding; microtubule binding; ATP hydrolysis activity. Gene Ontology annotation, biological process: microtubule severing.
UGACGUAGCCGGGUAGGUUUGAAUGUGCGAGAAGGAGGUGAAUAUGGUGAUGAGCUCCGGGCUGUGCCUGGUGUAACUAGAGCUGCAGCUGUUUACCGUCACAUUAGCUGGAGUCAUCGUCACCUACGGGACUCAGCCUGGAGGAGGAAGUCGCGGGUACUGGAAGUACAGUGAUCAGAAUGAGUCUACUUAUGAUAAGUGAGAAUGUGAAACUGGCACGUGAAUAUGCUCUCCUGGGCAACUACGAUUCUGCCAUGGUUUACUAUCAAGGCGUGUUAGACCAGAUGAGCAAAUAUUUGUAUGUCAAAGACACCUUCCUACAGCAGAAAUGGCAACAGGUGUGGCAAGAGAUCAAUGUAGAAGCUAAGCAUGUGAAGGACAUAAUGUCUACGCUGGAAAGUUUUAAACUUGACAGCUCUCCACUGAAAGCAGCACAUCAUGAUUUACCCGUCCAGGAUGGAGAAGUUUGGUCCUUACCAGUACCGGCUGAGCGUAGGCCUUCGCCUGGACCAAGGAAACGACAAUCUUCCCAAUUCAGUGACGUUCGGGUACAUAAUAAUCGCAUAAGUGCUGCUGUCAGGGGCCCCAACCCUCCUUCAAGAAAUAAUAACCAGAAGGCAAAGCCUGCUCGUGCCAAGGAGAAAAAAGAUCAAGUAAACAGAGUAAAAGAAGACAAGAACAAAUCUGAUGUGUCUGAGAAUGAGCACAAGAGGUUUGAUGGCACUGGGUAUGAUAAAGAUUUAGUAGAAGCCCUUGAAAGGGACAUUAUUUCACAAAACCCCAAUAUUCGAUGGGAUGAUAUUGCAGAUUUGGAAGAUGCUAAGAAAUUGUUGAAGGAAGCAGUAGUAUUACCCAUGUGGAUGCCAGAGUUCUUCAAGGGAAUCAGAAGACCUUGGAAGGGCGUAUUAAUGGUUGGUCCGCCUGGAACUGGCAAAACCCUUUUAGCUAAAGCUGUUGCAACAGAGUGCAAGACUACAUUCUUCAACAUUUCCUCUUCAACUCUUACAUCUAAGUACAGAGGGGAAUCUGAGAAGCUUGUCCGCCUUUUAUUUGAAAUGGCAAGAUUCUAUGCCCCAACAACCAUAUUUAUCGAUGAGAUCGACUCAAUUUGCAGCCGCAGAGGCACUUCAGAAGAGCAUGAAGCCAGCAGGAGAGUUAAAGCAGAGCUUUUGGUGCAGAUGGAUGGUGUAGGGGGUGCAUCUGAGAAUGAAGACCCUUCUAAAAUGGUAAUGGUUCUUGCAGCUACCAACUUUCCAUGGGAUAUUGAUGAGGCUUUAAGGAGACGUUUGGAGAAGAGGAUUUAUAUUCCUUUGCCCUCAAAUAGCGGAAGAGAGGAGCUUCUGCGAAUUAACCUUAAAGAACUGGAGCUUGCAGAUGAUGUUGACAUUACAAGGAUAGCACAUAGCAUGGAAGGUUACUCUGGUGCAGAUAUUACUAAUGUUUGCAGAGAUGCUUCCUUGAUGGCAAUGAGAAGACGUAUUGAAGGGCUUAUGCCAGAAGAAAUUCGAAAUCUUUCAAAGGAUGACAUGCACAUGCCUACCACAAUGGAAGAUUUUGAGAUGGCUUUGAAGAAAGUGUCUAAAUCAGUAUGUGCCUCAGACAUUGAAAAGUAUGAAAAGUGGAUAGCAGAAUUUGGAUCUUGUUGAACAGCCAUCCCUUGUUCCAAAAAAAAAAAGCCUUAAGUCUAAAAGAGCACCUGUCAUGUGCACAUAAAAAUCAGAAACCUAUUUGCAUAGGAUACUUGAGGGCCACAGCAGCUGU